AUGGCGGAGUGCAAAGGAACACAGGACGAAGGGAUAGGCGUAAUGCUUAGCGUCCCGGAACGGGAAGUGGAAAACAGCUUGGUGGAGAGUGAAGAGCCGAAUGUCGAAAGGGGAGAACAAGUGACAAGCAACGUGGACCCGACUACGGCUUGGAAGAUGGAGAUGGCCACCUUCUUCCGACAAAUGAGGGAUGAAGGGCGAGUAAUAACUGAGGGAAUAUUGAAGGAGAAUCGGGAAGGAACUGGAGGAGGUGCGAGGAAUCAGAGUGAAUCUGUGGCUGAUCAAAUGUUCCGAACGAAAAUGGCAGCGACAGAAGACGGGGCCGAUAUGCGGACCUUUCUGAGCCUGGCGGAGCAGGAAUUUCGAGAAAUGAAGAUCGCAGAGGAUCAAUGGGGAUUACUGGUGAGGAAAUAUUUAACAGGACGAGCUGUCAAGCAGUGGGAUUACGUAUACCGAUCAGGAAUCGAUAUGACAGACUGGACUCUGGUACGCACCAGACUUUGCGAAAGGUUCCGUGGAUUACCGCGGGAUAGCAUGAUACUCCAGAUGAGAGAUAAUGUAUGGAAGGGAGAUUACAACGAGUAUAGUAAUGCAUUCUCGGAUAUAGUAAUUAUGGGAGAAGAGGUUCCAGAACAAGAUUUGGUUAUGUUCUUCCUUGCGGGACUACCUGAGGAUAUAGGAGAUAAAUUGACGAAACGUGGGAGGAGGGAAUUUUCGACUUGGAACGAAGCGGCAGCCGCGUUGAGGGAAUAUGUCAUCCCGCUGAACACGUGGCGAGCGAAGAGGAAACGUACAGUACGGGAAGUGCAGGGUGUAGAAAGGCCGCAGGCCAAGGAAGAUAGCAGCUCCAAGGAGAACGAAGAGUGGAAUAAGAACAAAAACGAAGGCACUAACAGUGUAACCCGAAGACCCUAUCCGACGGGAAGAAUGGCGACAGACGGGGAACGAGAUGCAUUUCGUUGUUUCGAGUGCACUGGAAGGGGCCACAUGGGGAGGGAAUGUCCCUUGCGCAAUGGAGUAGUGAGACGGAGAGGAGAAACUUGCUCGAAACGCGGCGGGAAGGAUCAUUCCGCUAGGGACGGUGCAACGACACGUCGAGUGAUGGGUGGAAACCAGAGGGUAAUUACGGCAGCGAAGAGGAAACGUACAGUAAGGGAAAUGCAGGGUGUAGAAAGGCCGCAGGCCAAGGAAGAUAGCAGUUUCAAGGAGAACGAAGAGUGGAAUAAGAACAAAAACGAAGGCACUAACCGUGUAACUCGAAGACCCUAUCCGACGGGAAGAAUGGCGACAGACGGGGAACGAGAUGUAAUUCGUUGUUUCGAGUGCACUGGAAGGGGCCACAUGGGGAGGGAAUGUCCCUUGCGCAAUGGAGUAGUGAGAAGGAGAGGAGAAACUUGCUCGAAAUGCGGCGGGAAGGAUCAUUACGCUAGGGACUGUGCAACGGCACGUCGAAUGAUGGGUGGAAACCAGAGGGUAAUUACGGGAAUGAACUCUGAAUCGAAGGAGGGAGUAACUCGAUCAAACGAGAAGGCCUAG
Eimeria mitis is the source of this 1536-nucleotide messenger RNA. RefSeq lists its product as uncharacterized. Gene Ontology annotation, biological process: positive regulation of cytoplasmic translation. Gene Ontology annotation, cellular component: cytoplasm. Bases 1 to 1536 code for a protein of 511 amino acids. The transcript is spliced from 2 exons. Gene Ontology annotation, molecular function: single-stranded RNA binding; zinc ion binding; translation regulator activity. NCBI's taxonomy places the organism in Eukaryota, Apicomplexa, Conoidasida, Eucoccidiorida, Eimeriidae. The record is from RefSeq and is a predicted model, not a curated record.